Chinchilla lanigera (long-tailed chinchilla) is the source of this 812-nucleotide messenger RNA. RefSeq names its product proteasome subunit beta 5 (gene Psmb5). The record is from RefSeq and is a predicted model, not a curated record. Gene Ontology annotation, cellular component: proteasome core complex. NCBI's taxonomy places the organism in Eukaryota, Metazoa, Chordata, Mammalia, Rodentia, Chinchillidae. Gene Ontology annotation, molecular function: threonine-type endopeptidase activity.
UUUCGCCAUGGAGUCAUUGUUGCAGCCGACUCCCGGGCCACCGCGGGUGCUUACAUCGCUUCCCAGACGGUGAAGAAGGUGAUAGAAAUCAACCCCUACCUUCUGGGCACCAUGGCCGGAGGUGCAGCCGAUUGCAGCUUCUGGGAGCGGCUGUUGGCUCGGCAGUGUCGAAUCUAUGAGCUACGAAAUAAGGAACGCAUCUCAGUGGCAGCGGCCUCCAAGCUGCUGGCCAACAUGGUCUAUCAGUACAAAGGCAUGGGGCUGUCCAUGGGCACCAUGAUUUGUGGCUGGGAUAAGAGAGGCCCUGGCCUCUACUAUGUGGACAGUGAAGGGAACCGGAUCUCUGGUGUCACCUUCUCUGUGGGUUCUGGCUCUGUGUAUGCUUAUGGGGUCAUGGAUCAAGGUUACUCCUAUGACCUGGAAGUGGAGGAGGCCUAUGACCUGGCCCGUCGGGCCAUCUACCAAGCCACCUACAGAGAUGCCUACUCAGGAGGUUCGGUCAACCUCUACCACGUGCGGGAGGAUGGCUGGAUCCGGGUCUCCAGUGACAAUGUAGCCGAUCUGCAUGACAAGUAUAGUGGAUCUGUCCCCUGAAGAAGGGAGGAUGUGGCUGCUGCAUUUCUGGGGGUGACUGUCAUUGCUAAUAGUACAGUACCCCAUCCUAUAGUGGAAGAAACCUCAUGUAUCAGUACCUUUUUUAAAGCUCUGGAACAUUGGCCUCUAUGUUACCAGUCGUUAACGAGCUGCUGCAGAGGUGACUAUUGUUUCACUUUCUUGGAUGUUAACAUUACACUACUCACUCUUCGGCCUCA